Molecule: messenger RNA, 3082 nt
Organism: Cucumis sativus (cucumber)
Lineage: Eukaryota; Viridiplantae; Streptophyta; Magnoliopsida; Cucurbitales; Cucurbitaceae
Product: glutamate receptor 2.5
Exons: 5
Coding region: 1-2754 (917 amino acids)
Biological process (GO): G protein-coupled receptor signaling pathway
Cellular component (GO): plasma membrane
Molecular function (GO): glutamate-gated receptor activity; G protein-coupled receptor activity
Source: RefSeq, a predicted model, not a curated record
AUGGAGAAACACAAAGGUUACAUGAGAGGUGGUUUUAGGGUGUUGGCCGUGAUCGUUAUCCUCCUGAACAUAGUAAUAAUGUCCGUGGCGGCCCAGGAGGAGGAGGAGGUGGCCACUGCCGCGGUAGUGAAAGUGAAGGUGGGUGCGGUUUUGGAUUUGAAUUUUUCUUUUGGGAAGAUGGGUUUGAGUUGUAUUUCAAUGGCUCUUGCUGAUUUCUAUUCUUCUCGGAGUCGUUACAAAACAAGAGUGAUUCUCAACACAAUUGAUUCCAAUAACACAGUAGUUGGUGCAGCUGCAGCAGCGUUGGAUUUGAUAAAGAAAGAGGAAGUACAAAGCAUUAUAGGUCCAACAAGUUCGAUGCAAGCGAGUUUCAUGAUCGAUGUUGGAGACAAAGCACAAGUUCCCAUAAUCUCAUUUUCCGCCACACGGCCUUCCCUCACAUCCCAUCGCAGCUCUUACUUCUUCCGAAUCACCCAAGCUGAUUCCUUUCAAGUGAAAGCCAUUGCAGCCAUUGUCAAGGCCUUCAAAUGGAGAAAAGUUGUCCCAAUCUACGUUGACAACGAGUUCGGCGACGGUAUCAUACCUUUCCUUGUCGACGCUUUACAAGAGGUAGAUGCGAAUGUGCCAUACCAAAGCGUCAUCUCUCUUACGGCCACCGACGACGAGAUUGAACUCAAACUUUCAAAUUUAAUGAAUAUGCAAACUCGAGUGUUUGUGGUGCACAUGUUACCUCCCCUUGCUUCAAGACUCUUCACUGUGGCAAAAAAGAAGGGAAUGAUGGGUCGUGGCUACGUUUGGAUAGUAACAGAUGCUAUCACAAACGAGUUUAAUUCGAUGGAACCCUCAAUUUUUUAUCAAUCAAUGCAAGGAGUUUUGGGAAUAAGAACUUAUGUCCCAGGAAUCAAACGCCUUGAAUCCUUCAAACGUGGUUGGCAAAAGAGAUUUCUAAGGUACUAUCCAACCAUAGAAGAAAUUCCUGAGCUCAACGUGUUUGGUUUAUGGGCUUAUGAUGCUGCUUGGGCGCUAGCCAUCGCAGUCGAGAAGGCAGGAACCGACAAUCUUCGAUAUAGCAAGCCCAAUAAUGUUACUAGCACCACCAUGAAAACAAAUCAUUCAUCAAACUAUCUCUACAACCUCGGCAUCAAUGAAAACGGUCCCAAGUUGCGAGACGCAUUGUCAAAUGUUAGGUUUAGGGGGUUAGCUGGUGAGUUCAGUCUCGUCAAUGGCCAAUUACAAUCGUUCGUUUUCGAGAUAGUGAACGUGGUCGGUAACGAAAGAAGGAGCGUGGGGUUUUGGACGCCGAAAAUUGGGCUGACAACAAGUCUACGACACUCAGGGAGAAAAAAGGAGUUGAGACAGAUCAUAUGGCCGGGAGAUACCGACGAGGCGCCAAAAGGGUGGGAGAUUCCAACGGGUGAGAAGAAGUUAAGAGUUGGGGUUCCAGUGAAGGAUGGAUUUUUAGAGUUUGUGAAUGUGGUUCGUGAUCCAAAAACAAAUACCACGGAAGUGAGUGGUUAUUGUAUAGAUGUGUUUAAGGCUGUGAUUGAAGCUUUGCCUUAUGCUGUUGCUUAUGAAUUCAUUCCUAACGACAAAUCUAAUGCACAUCCCGGUGGUAGUUACAACGAAUUAACUCAUCAGCUCUACCUUGGGAAGUUUGACGUUGUGGUGGGUGACAUAACGAUCCGAGCCAAUAGGUCUGAGUACAUAGACUAUACAUUGCCAUUCACAGAAUCUGGCGUAGCCAUGGUGGUGCCGAUGAAUAGCAGCAAGAACACUAGUGUGUGGGCUUUCCUAAAGCCUCUUUCUUGGAAGUUAUGGGUCGUUAUAGGCAACUCCUUUUUGUUGAUGGCAGGUAUUGUUUGGGCACUCGAACAUCGAGUCAAUGAGGAAUUCAACGGAAGUGUUGUUAAUCAGAUUUGUAAUAGUCUUUGGUACUCUUUUUCCACCAUGGUUUUCGCCCACCGAGAGCCUACAUACAACCACUUGACCAAAUUUGUGGUAAUAAUAUGGCUAUUCGUGGUUCUUAUCAUUACACAAAGUUACACCGCAAGUUUGGCUUCACUUUUGACGGUCCAAGAGCUUAAACCAACUGUAACUGAUAUCAAUCAGCUUCUUAAAAAUGGGGAGAACGUUGGGUAUCAAGGAGGUUCUUUCGUGUACGAGAUUCUCAAGUCGUUGAAGUUCCAUGAUUCUCAACUCAAAACUUAUCAAUCUCUAGAACAAAUGCAUGAACUUUUUCUCAAAGGAAGCACCAAUGGCGGAAUUUCUGCUGCUGUGGAUGAAAACCCUUAUAUUAAGUUGUUUCUUGCCAAAUAUUGCUCCCAAUAUACCACCACCGAACCCACUUACAAAGCCGAUGGAUUUGGUUUUGGUUUUCCGGUAGGCUCGCCGUUAGUACCUGACGUUUCGAGAGCGAUUUUGAAGGUAACAGAGGGUGAUAGAAUACGAGAGAUUGAAAACGCAUGGUUCAAGAAGGUGAAAGAAUGUUCGAGUUCAGAAGCUGCUGAAUUGUCUUCCUCCCGCCUGACUAUCGACAGUUUAUGGGUACUUUUUGCCAUAACCGACGGUGUUUCCAUACUUUUGGUGUUCUGUUACGUUGUCUACUUUGUAUUGAAAGAAUUGCCGCAGUCUUGGAGUGCUAAACGUCCUUCCAUCUGGCAAACGUGGACCCACUUGUUUUCCAGGUUCAUGGCUACAGAUAACGAAGCUAUAAAUCGUCGAAAACGUGGUAGCUGUCCCUGUCACCAAGAUUGAGCAAAAUUCUCUCGAUUUUUCUCGAGUGAAAUGCACACCUAUAAAGAUAGAUACAGUCCAGAAUACAUCAACAUGCUCUUUCAAAAAUCUUAUUAAAUUAUUUUGUUUGGUUUACUUUAAAACUUUUUUUAUUCAACAUGAGAGUGAUUUGAGGGAUUCCAACCUCUACCCAUUCACACUUAUUAAUCUUAUUAAAUUAGUUUGUUCAUGUUUGCGUAAAAUUUUACUUCAAAUCUAUAUAUUUAGAAUCAUGGAAAUGAUAAAAGCUCCAUCACACUGUUUGGACUGAUCAAAAGAUAAAUAGUUGCACCAAAACAUCUUUUCUAGA